Messenger RNA from Verticillium nonalfalfae, 543 nucleotides. RefSeq names its product RNA processing protein (gene LSM4). Gene Ontology annotation, biological process: nuclear-transcribed mRNA catabolic process; spliceosomal snRNP assembly; P-body assembly. Gene Ontology annotation, molecular function: U6 snRNA binding. Gene Ontology annotation, cellular component: P-body; spliceosomal tri-snRNP complex; U6 snRNP. The transcript has 3 exons. The record is from RefSeq and is a predicted model, not a curated record. NCBI's taxonomy places the organism in Eukaryota, Fungi, Ascomycota, Sordariomycetes, Glomerellales, Plectosphaerellaceae. The coding region runs from base 1 to 543 and encodes 180 amino acids.
AUGCUGCAACCAAGCACGUCGCAUCACCAAGUCCACGAGCGCAAGCCUCCAGUCAUCAACAUCACACAGCCCGCAAAUUUGCCCUCGCACACGACGAGAUGCCUUCGACAGCUCCCUCUCGGCCUCCUCAACGCCGCCCAAGGGCACCCGAUGCUCGUCGAGCUCAAGAACGGCGAGACCCUCAACGGCCACCUCGUCAUGUGCGACACGUGGAUGAACCUCACGCUGAAGGAGGUCGUCCAGACGAGUCCCGAAGGCGACAAGUUUGUCAAGAUUCCCGAGGUAUACGUCAAGGGAAACAACGUGCGUUUACAUCUCUUUUCAUCCAUUCGCCCGAGCGCAAACGCAAAGCUAAUCGCCGGACUACAGAUCAAGUACCUCCGCGUACCGGACGAUAUUAUCGACAUUGUCAAGGAGAACCAGCAGAACAACCAAGGCGGAUUCCGAGGCGGACGCGGCGGCGGGAGGGGUGAUCACCGCGGCGGCGACCGCGGCAGGGGACGGGGACAAGGCCGUGGCAGGGGGAGGGGGCGCGGCGCUUGA